Messenger RNA from Penicillium griseofulvum, 1047 nucleotides. Its product is annotated as sterol desaturase family protein. Gene Ontology annotation, molecular function: iron ion binding; C-4 methylsterol oxidase activity. Gene Ontology annotation, biological process: ergosterol biosynthetic process. The transcript has a single exon. The record is from RefSeq and is a predicted model, not a curated record. Bases 1 to 1047 code for a protein of 348 amino acids. Lineage: Eukaryota; Fungi; Ascomycota; Eurotiomycetes; Eurotiales; Aspergillaceae.
AUGGCCAACUUCAAAAAUCCAAUGGAUAAUAUGAAAUCCACAUGGCGGACAUGGGAUCGAGACCAGUGGAAGUUGCCACACAAAAUCCUUGAACACGUCAACGUAUACCACAUCGAGCUCAACAGGGAUGUCCCAAUCCAUUCCAAGGAAGAUAAAAUCCCAUAUGUAUCCGACUGGUCCCUGAACCGCUGGGUCCUUUUCAAUGCAGGAGUUCCACUUCUAGCCCACCAGCUUUUCACCUACAUCACUGGAUACAACUUCCACCCGAUCAUCGCCUUCUUCUACUACUACUAUGCUACGAGAAUGUUCACAACACGCGAGCUGCGGAGUCUCCGAGAGCUCGGCCAUAUCCAUGGAUUCCUAGAUGGCGAUAAACACGAGCGAGAUGGGGUUCCGGAUGUGGGCGUUUCAAAAGCUCUGAUCUCGGUUCUACUGGCUGGGCUAAUACGUCCACUGAUGACAGUGUGUCUCACCUACAAUGCAAAUAAAGCACCCGCCUCACUCAACUGGAAAUGGUUGUUCAUUGAGGUCAGUCUUUAUGGAAUCAUUCUUGAUUUUUGGUUCUAUUGGUACCACCGUGCUAUGCAUGAUGUGAACGGUCUCUGGAAAUUCCACCGCACCCACCACCUGACGAAACACCCAAACCCGCUGCUCACGAUCUACGCGGAUGCGGGGCAAGAAUUCUUUGACAUCGCCGGUAUUCCGUUGAUGACAUGGUUCACGAUGAGGCUUAUGGGAAUGCCGAUGGGAUUUUAUGAAUUGCACAUGUGUCAGCUGUACGUUAUAUUUUCAGAGCUGGCUGGGCAUAGUGGUCUCCGUCUUCAUGCAUCGCCACCUAACCUUCUAACAUGGCUGAUGCGGAUGUUUGAUGCUGAGUUGGUGAUUGAAGACCAUGAUUUGCAUCAUCGCCGGGGAUGGAAGAAGAGCCAUAACUAUGGUAAGCAAACGCGAGUAUGGGAUCGGAUCUUUGGAACAUGCAGUCCUCGCAUCGAGAGUGUGGAGGCGAAUAUUGAUUACGAAAAUCCUAUUUCUAUGCCAAUGUUGUGA